AUGGCCACAGUGGAUCCAUGUCUCUGCCGCACACUCAGUCAACAUUUGGUUCAGAAGGCUCGGCCCUCGGGGUUCAGAAGGCUCGGCCCUCGGGGUUCAGAAGGCUCGGCCCUCGGGGUUCAGAAGGCUCGGCCCUCGGGGUUCAGAAGGCUCGGUCCGCAGGGUUCAGAAGGCUCGGUCCUCAGCGUUCAGAAGGCUCGGUCCUCAGGGUUCAGACUCGGUCCUCAGGGUUCAGAAGGCUCGGCCCUCGGGGUUCAGAAGGCUCGGUCCGCAGGGUUCAGAAGGCUCGGUCCUCAGGGUUCAGAAGGCUCGGUCCUCAGGGUUCAGAUGGCUCGGCCCUCGGGGUUCAGAAGGCUCGGUCCUCAGGGUUCAAAAGUCUCGGUCCUCAGGAUUCAGACUCGGUCCUCAGGGUUCAGACUCGGUCCUCAGGAUUCAGACUCGGUCCUCAGGGUUCAGAAGGCUCGGUCCUCAGGGUUCAGAAGGCUCGGUCCUCAGGGUUCAGAAGGCUCGGUCCUCAGGGUUCAGAAGGCUCGGUCCUCAGGGUUCAGAAGGCUCGGUCCUCAGGGUUCAGAAGACUCAGUCCUCAGGGUUCAGAAGGCUCGGUCCUCAGGGUUCAGAAGGCUCGGUCCUCAGGGUUCAGACUCGGUCCUCAGGGUUCAGAAGGCUCGGCCCUCAGGGUUCAGAAGGCUCGGCCCUCAGGGUUCAGAAGGCUCGGUCCUCAGGGUUCAGAAGGCUCGGUCCUCAGGGUUCAGACUCGGUCCUCAGGGUUCAGAAGGCUCGGUCCUCAGGGUUCAGAAGGCUCGGUCCUCAGGGUUCAGAAGGCUCUGUCCUCAGGGUUCAGAAGGCUCGGUCCUCAGGGUUCAGAAGGCUCGGUCCUCAGGGUUCAGAAGGCUCGGUCCUCAGGGUUCAGAAGGCUCGGUCCUCAGGGUUCAGAAGGCUCAGUCCUCAGAGUUCGGAGCGACAAAGGAGAUUGGAUCCGCACUGACCCGGAUGUGUAUGAGGCACCGCAGCAUCGAGUCCAAACUCAAACUGUUUACAACGGCCCUGUCUGAAGGCCUGAUCUCUCCAUUGGAGCAGAAGAUGGAAGAGUGGAAGAAAGUGGCCAGUCAGCUGGACAAGGACCACGCCAAAGAGUAUAAAAAGGCAAGAGCGGACAUCAAGAAGAAGUCGUCUGACACCAUCAAACUGCAGAAGAAAGUGAAAAAAGGUAAAGGCGAGGCGAGAGGGCAGCUGGACAGUGCCCUUCAGGACGUGAAUGUCCGGUACGCCGUCCUGGAGGAGACGGAGAAGAGGGCCGUGUGCAAAGCUCUGAUCGAAGAGCGCUCCCGAUACUGCAGCUUUGUCACGAUGCUCAAGCCAGUGUUGGACCAUGAGAUCAACAUGUUGGGGGAAGUGACCCAUCUGCAGACCAUCCUGGAAGACCUCGGUAGCCUGACCGCGGAGCCACACAAGCUGCCCCCGGCCAGCGAACAGGUGAUCUUGGACCUGAAAGGCUCAGACUUCACCUACACAUAUCAGACGCCUCCAGCUUCUCCCAGUUCUUUGUCCCGGAAGAGCAGCUUCAGCAGUAAUUACCAGUGUGGUUCGGUGAGGCACGUCCCGUCUCUGGACUCCAUCAGCUGCGCAGUGGACGGCGUGCACCUCCAGGACUCGAUGGGUUCAACCAAUCAGCUGUGUCCUGGUGGAGGAGGGGGCGUGGCCACAGAGAACGGCCUCCUGGCUCCUCCCCUCAACACGUACAGCCAUCCGGGAGAGCGCGCCCGAGCCAUGUCUGCCUCCGGGAAGUCGUCGUGUUCGGCCCGUGAGCAGCUAGCAUUGACGUUGGGAGCGCUCCAUUCGGACACCUCCAGGAGCAGCCGGGACUCCCUGCACUGCUCCAGCGGGUACAGCACCCAGACCACCACCCCGUCCUGCUCCGAGGACACCAUCCACUCACACGUUAUGAAGAAACCUCCUCUUAUUUAUGUGGAUUACGAGUCCAUCUCUCUGCACGGCGACAUGGAUUCCCUGCACCACCUCCACCACGGCUUCAGCCAGAGCGACUUCGACAAGUCCUCCACCAUCCCCCGCAACUCCGACCUCGGCGUCCAGUUCCGCAAGUUUGCUCAGUCCAAGCGCCCCGCCUCCACCGUCAGCCUCCUCGCCGACGGAGAGUGCAUCGGAGGAUCGCACACCGCCACCAUCCGCCGCAAACCCUCGUCCAAACCGUCCUACCGCAGAGGCACCAUCAGCGGGGGAGUGCCCAUUCCCAUCUCCACCCCGCAGGUUCCACUGAAGGCGCAAUUCAGCGAUGAGAACUUACCCGGCGGAGUCUUGCCGCAUAACAACCAGCUGUGUACUUCCACCCAGAGCCUGAGCGCCAUACCCCCGAGCGUGUCGCCGUACUACCAGCUUGUCCCGGGGCAAAUGCCGAUCCCGGUGCCCGUCCCAACCAUACCAGAGAACCACCAAGCGAAACAACAGCAGUUCUCAAAGCAGCUGCAGCAAAACGCCCAAAAUCAGGUGUACGCACAACCAAAAUGUCCGCCGCAAGUCCAGAAGAAGCCGCCGCUGCCGCAACACCUCCAGCAGCUUCAGAACCAGGCGCAGUUUCAGCACGUUCACCGGCAAGAGAACACCAAAGUCUACCCCAACCAUAUCCCCAGCCACCCGCAGAUGCCCGCCCCGCAGCCCCCGCAGCCCGAGGGUCACCCGGGUCUGACGCAGCAGCAACGGCAACAGCUUUACCACGUCCAGAACCACCACCAGGCCCCGUCCACGGCGUCCACGCUACCCCAGGGAGAGGGCUCCGGCCCGGGAUACAGCGGCCGCAGCGAGACCCAAGAACUACCACCACCACAGUCGCCCAAUCAACCCCAAGACGAGGAGGCAGAGGAGGAGCCCAGAGCUGGAGCGAUGGCCUCCAUGAUCCGUCAAGUCAAGCUGAGGCGGACUAUAACAAACGACCGGUCCGCCCCCAUGUUGCCACCGCCGCCACCGGCCAAUCAGCAGUGA
Molecule: messenger RNA, 2994 nt
Organism: Knipowitschia caucasica
Lineage: Eukaryota; Metazoa; Chordata; Actinopteri; Gobiiformes; Gobiidae
Source: the annotation of a GenBank genome assembly